This is a messenger RNA of Tremella mesenterica DSM 1558, 816 nucleotides long. RefSeq lists its product as uncharacterized. The coding region runs from base 58 to 816 and encodes 252 amino acids. Lineage: Eukaryota; Fungi; Basidiomycota; Tremellomycetes; Tremellales; Tremellaceae. The transcript has 5 exons. The record is from RefSeq and is a predicted model, not a curated record.
CUUUACCCUGCAUGCCCCGCAUAAGGUCACGGCAAGCUCGCUUGUAAGGAAGGGUAGAUGGACGACAUCGAGGCCCCGGCCUCUCGUUCACGCUCUAGAUCUAUCUCAACUCCCUCCUCCGACGGACUACCCACGUUCGACGACCUCUUACCCGUUCGAGCACCUUUGACUCUUCCAGAUGAAGAGAAGAGACUGGUCAUACCUGGACUCGACUUGGACGUCAAGCUCAAGGUCGAUGCAGGACCGGGGUGUGGAGGUAUCGCUUGGCCCGCAGGAGAGGUACUGUCCAGGUAUCUAGCUUAUCGACAUAACCAAACGGCUUUACUCGAGAAUAAGACCAUUCUCGAGCUAGGGUCAGGGACAGGUCUCGUGGGUAUCGUCGCUGGGAUAUUAGAGCCUUCGGCCAAAGUAUGGGUGACAGAUCAACGACAAUUGUUACAUUUAAUGAAAGAAAACGUUCAUCUGAACCUCUCCCCACUACAUCAAUCCAAUGUUCAAGUGAUGGAGCUUAACUGGGGCGAAACGCUACCUCCCAACCUACCUUUGAAACAAAUUGACUUGGUCCUCGCUGCCGACUGUGUCUACUUCGAGCCAGCCUUUCCUCUGCUGGUUCAAACACUGAGGGACCUUGCCAUGGUAAACGAACAUAUAGAAAUCCUCUUUUGCUGGAAGAAACGACGCAAAGCUGACAAACGGUUUUUCUCCUUGCUCAAACAUCAUUUUCAUAUGGACCACGUCGAUGACGAUCGGCCCAACGAGAGAGAGAGGUAUCAGAGGGAAGGUAUUAGUCUUCUAAGACUUCACAGAAGACAUUGA